AUUCCCGGAUCCCGCCUGGACCCGGCCGCCGGCCGCCGGCUGGGAGAGUCCUCGGCUCGAACCCAGGCCCACCGCCGCUGGCUGGCCUUUUUGGACGCCCCCUUCAGCUUCCGGCCCGGGAUCGGCGCGGCCCCGGCCCCCCGCCCCGGCCCACGCGCGGACUCGCCCCAGGAUUUUCAGCGCGCCCCGCCGUCGCCCCCGGGAAGGAGGCGUCCUCCUGGUAGCCUGGCUUCCCUCUCUCCCCACACUCUCCCCGUGCACAUCACCGACGCGGCCCGGAGGAGACAGUCUGCCGUCAGGCGGUCCAUUGAGGCCAGGGAGGAGCGAGAGAGCGCGGGCGGGCGCUCGCCGGAGAAGAGCCGGGCGAUGCGCAAGUCUGUCCUGGCCUGGGCCGAAGCCAUGGACGUCCAUCACAGCCUCGAGGAGACGCUCAAAAAGAAGCUGCGGGAGAAACGGCGCAGCGAGAGGAAGAGGGCGGAGGAGUACGCCAAGGAGCUGGAGGCGAUGAAGACGCGCGUGGCCGCCCAGCCUUACCUGUUCGAGCGGGUCACCCAGGAGCAGGCCAGGAAGGAAGCGGAGCGGCGCUACCGGGCGGCCCUGCGGCGGGUCGGGCUGAGCGAGGACUUCGUGAAGAGGACGGGGCGAGGGGCCGGCCCGCCGGACACUUGGAGGACGCCACGCCGUCGCCGGGACGACGGCAACCUCGGGUACCUCCACCGCCCGCCUUUCCCGCCCCAUCCGUCGGUGCUACUUACUGAGCGCCUGCCGUGUGCCCGGCACUGGACUAAGCGCUCCCUGCCCGCAACAAGCUGACGGUCUCCGGGGCCGGGCUGUCGCUCUGGGGGACGCAGAGGACCUGGGUUCGAAUCCCCGCUCCGCCACUUCACUU
This is a messenger RNA of Tachyglossus aculeatus (Australian echidna), 889 nucleotides long. RefSeq names its product FAM161 centrosomal protein B (gene FAM161B). Bases 367 to 813 code for a protein of 148 amino acids. Gene Ontology annotation, biological process: cilium organization. The record is from RefSeq and is a predicted model, not a curated record. The transcript has 6 exons. Gene Ontology annotation, cellular component: cilium. Lineage: Eukaryota; Metazoa; Chordata; Mammalia; Monotremata; Tachyglossidae.